Molecule: messenger RNA, 1707 nt
Organism: Arctia plantaginis
Lineage: Eukaryota; Metazoa; Arthropoda; Insecta; Lepidoptera; Erebidae
Source: the annotation of a GenBank genome assembly
AUGGUAAAAUGUCAACACGUGACGCGCACUGCGCACUCGCUCUAUAUUUUAUUGGUCGGAGUGCUCCAUUCACGGAACCUUUAUAAUAUCGCAAUAACGGCUGGCCUGUCAAAAAUUGUAAACAACGCACACGUGCCGCCGCCGUCGCCACUACCGCCUCACAAUUGGCUACACGCAAAAAUGGCAACAAAGGGCAAACGGCCCAUGAGAGCCCUUACACCCAGCGACAAGAUCGAAGCCAUCCAGCGCGUCAAUGAUGGUGAGUCUAAGGCCUCGGUAGCCAGAGACAUCGGUGUACCUGAGUCCACUUUGCGUGGCUGGUGCAAAAAUGAGGACAAGCUAAGAUAUAUGACAUCACGUCUAUCUUCUCCUGAUACCGACAAAAGCAAUGAUGGUGAGCCACCAGAUAAGCGUGCACGUACAGAAUCCCCAGCUGCACCGCCCUCACCUGUCAAUAAUGGACUAGAUCUUUCUGCGCCCGUUGUCACACCUGUUAUGCCGCAACCACCUCCUCCACCAGCCGAUGUCCCCGUUGAACUUACCACCAAACGCGCCAUACCCUCUCCAACAUCUCACAUUCCGCGCGAGCGUCGACCGGACCCCGGAGCCAGUGUCUCUAUGAGUGCCAUCAGUCCGCUAUCAGGGCUGGCUCAUUUGCCUGGUCUCACACAUUCGCACUUGGGAAUAAGCUUCAAUGAAAUUGCAACCAAUCUGACUCUACUUGCUCAACUUAACCCUGGACUGUCAGCAUUAUCGGCCCAACCUGCUAGUCGUGCGUUACGCUCCGUCCGGUCACCGAAGCCAGCACAUAACGGAGUACUUAACUUAAAUGAUGGCAAGCAUCACCAACGCCACAAGAGCCAUCAUUCAGAUCCGUAUCGUCUCUCAAAAUCUAGUCACCACGGAGCCUCGCACUCUUCAACUGCUACCCAACCUGUGGACGACUCCUUAUGGUACUGGCUGAAAACGCAACAAGCAAUGCUUGAUCUCACCGCACAGGCUAAUCCGACACAUCCACUGCAACUUGGAAAAACAUCUGAUCCCACGAAACCGCUAGCAGCAGCGACACCCAUCAACCCUCAUCUUGAUUAUAACAGAAAUUCGUGGCUCUGGCAAUAUUACAAACAUUUUGGCGGAGCCAUACCAGUCCCAGAGGACAGACACAAGUCUGCUGCCCAGGUGCCCAAGGAUAAAACUGCAGAAAACAUUCUAUAUUCACAACUAACAAAGGGGAAGAUGGAAGAGGGGCAAGGUACAUCAACAAGUACAGUACAUCAGCAAACUCAUUCGCACAGCGAGCCCGAACCUCGCAGUACGCCUAGUACCGAACCGCGUGUCGCUGAACCUGCUGCUAGUCCAGAGAUCGGUAUUGAAAACAAGGAGCCGUUGCCCGAUAAAAGUCACGAGUCGAGUAGAAGCCACACCAAAGCGCGCACCGUUCUAGACAACCUUUUGUUCAAUAACAGCAAUCAGACCGUUGGUGCGGAAGUGCGGUCCACAUCUCCUGCAAGCGGUGAGUGGGAGGCAGGUGCAGCGGAUGCACUCGAUCACGGCGACAAGUUUCUCGCGUGGUUAGAAGUGAGUGGCGAUCCGAGCGUAACCCGCAUGCACGUCCACCAGUUGCGUGCUUUACUGCAUAACUUGCGGGCUCGCCGUCAGCCCGCGGCUCCGGUGGAUCCUGCGGACCAUGCUGCCCGCCGCAAGUAG